AUGGCAAGCCGCACUUACGCAGACGCCGUCGCUGCCUUGAAUACGUUGCAGACUAAUUUCGCUAUUGUCGACGCCAUCAGGAAUUCUGGCAAGGGCAUGAACAAGAACUCUAUACCUGAGAUGGUAGAGUGGUGCCGCAGGAUCGGAUAUGAGCCUUCGGAUUUCAACCGGCUGAAUGCUAUACACAUUGCCGGGACCAAAGGCAAGGGUUCGACCAGUGCGUUCAUCUCUUCUAUGCUGGGUCAAUAUCGCUUCCCCUCUACCCGGAAGCCCGAAAGACCACUGCUCCGUAAAAUCGGUCUCUACACCUCACCACACCUCCGAUAUGUUCGUGAGCGCAUCCAGAUCAACAACCAGCCUCUGUCGGAAGAAGCCUUUGCUAGAUAUUUCUUCGAGACAUGGGACCGAUUAGAGGAGGCAGCAAGGGCCAAAGGCGAGCCGCCAGAUACAACCGCGAAGCCGGGCUACUUUAGGUUCUUGACGCUCAUGGCAUAUCAUACGUACAUGAGCGAGGGCGUCGAUACCGCAAUCACUGAAUGCGGCAUUGGCGGGGAAUACGAUAGCACAAACGUCCUCGUCAAGCCUACCGUCACUGGCAUCACGAGUUUGGGAAUCGAUCACACGGCUAUGCUGGGGAACACAGUUGAAGAAAUUGCGUGGCAUAAGGGGGGCAUAAUGAAGGCCAGCGCUCCUUGUUUUACAGCUCCUCAGCCUCCAGCUGCCAUCGAGGUUCUCCAAAAGCGUGCGGAUGAGGUCCCUACAAAGCUCCAUGUGGUCGGCAGAAACCCUUUACUUGAGGAUGUCAAGCUUGGGCUGGCCGCCGACUUCCAAAAGAUCAACGCCAGCCUCGCUGUGGCCAUCGCGGAUGCCCACCUCGUGGCUCUCGGCCAAGAAAAUCGCAAGCGCCAAGACGACAUGCUUCCUCCAGAAUUCAUCCGCGGCCUCGAAGAGGUGCGCUGGCCCGGCCGCUGCGAAACCCGCCGCGAGAAGAACAUCGCGUGGCACAUAGACGGCGGCCACACGCUCGAGAGCAUCGAAGUCGCAGGCUCCUGGUUCGCUUCUCAAAUCCCUCCCGCCCGAUCGCGGAAACGGACGCGCAUCCUCCUCUUCAACCAACAAACCCGCGACGCCAACGCGCUCGCCAAAGCUCUCCACCGCACCCUCGCCUCCGCUCUACAAGACGAGCAACCUUUUACACAUGCGGUUUUCUGCACCAACAUGACCUUCAGGGAGGAGGGGUACAGGCCUGAUCUUAUGAGUAUGAAUACUAGCGCUGCAGCCGCUGAAAAGCUGGAUGUGCAAAGAGGCUUAGCGGAGACGUGGAGGGGGGUUGAUCCUCAGACCAUAGUCGAGGUGAAGCUGAGUAUUGAAGAGGCGGUGGGGUGGUGUAAGGAUGUUGCAGGGGUGGAAAAGGGGGAUGCGGAGGGAGAGGUGAUGGUGCUGGUGACGGGAAGCGUGCAUCUGGUUGGGGGAUUCCUAGAGGUUUUGGAGACGGGCAAGGCUUAG
Molecule: messenger RNA, 1506 nt
Organism: Letharia lupina
Lineage: Eukaryota; Fungi; Ascomycota; Lecanoromycetes; Lecanorales; Parmeliaceae
Exons: 3
Coding region: 1-1506 (501 amino acids)
Biological process (GO): tetrahydrofolylpolyglutamate biosynthetic process
Cellular component (GO): mitochondrion; cytosol; cytoplasm
Molecular function (GO): ATP binding; tetrahydrofolylpolyglutamate synthase activity
Source: RefSeq, a predicted model, not a curated record